AUUUAUGAAUAAAGUGGCCUUUGUUACAGUCGCAUCACUUUUAAGUCAGCGAAAAGUAUAAUUAUAAAGUGCUGGAGAUUCAAGACAAAUAUAUUAUAAAUUAAAGAGUAGAGAGGAACAUAUAGGUGACGCACUAAAGAAUGAAUACGACGUCAUUAUAGUAGGAGGAGGAGCUACUGGUGCAGGAGUAUCACUUGCUUGUGCAAAUAGAGGAUUGAAAUCAAUAGUUUUGGAGGCUUAAGAUUUUGCAAGUGGUGCAUCAAGUAAAUCAACAAAAUUAGUACAUGGAGGUGUAAGGUAUAUGCAAUAAGUAUUUCAAUUGUAAGAAAAAAACAGAAUGGAAAAAUGGGAUUUAGUGGCAGAAGCAUUAAGAGAAAGAUCUAAUUUUUUAACUAUGUGUUCAUAUUUAACAUAAGAUUUCCCAACUUUAAUUCCAUGUAAGAAUUUAUUUGAUUUGGGAUAUUAUUAUUUUGGAUCAUUGAUAUAUCAUUGUGUUUAUUUAUAUUAUUAAACAGGAGGACAUACUUUUAAACCUCCAAGAAUAGUAGGAAAAGAUGAAAUUUAAUAACAUUUUAAAUUUGCUAAAUGUAAUUAUGGUGUUAUUUAUUAUGAUGGAUAAUUUAACGAUGCUAGAAUGGUAUAAGAAGUACUUGCUACAUCUAGUUUAAAAGGUAAAAAUAUAAUUUAUAUAAUAAAGGAUAAAAUAUGGUGAAUUAUGUUGAAAUUAAAAAAUUAAUAAAGAAUGAAUAGAAUAAAAUUAUAGGAGUAGAAGCAUAUGAUCAAAUAGCUUAGAAAUAAUUUUAAAUAAAAGGAAAAUGUGUAGUAAAUGCAACAGGUGGAUGGGCAGAUAAUUUAAGAUUGAUGGAUGAUCCAACUGUUUCUAAGAGAAUAGUAUCUGUAGCUGGUAGUCAUUUAACUAUGCCAUAAAAAUAUGGAUCUCGUCAUUGGGGUUAUUUAAUACCAAAAACUAAUGAUGGAAGGGUUCUAUAUAUGGUACCAUGGUUAGGUAAUAUGAUAAUGGGAACUACUGAAAGAAAAUUAGAUAAUGCUAUACAUGAUCCAACUGUUAGUCAUGAAGAAUAUAUGUGGUUAUUAAAAUCAUUUUGCGAUGAAUUUGAUGUUGAUGCAAGUGAAGUAGCUAGAGAUGUUAAAUCUAAAUGGAGUGGUGUUAGACCUUUAGUUUAUUCAAGCAAUGCUCUUACUACUAAAGAAGUCUCAAGAACUCAUGAAAUAGAAGUAUCCAAAAGUGGGUUAAUAUCAGUUAUGGGUGGUAAAUGGACUAUCUUUAGAUUAAUGGGUGAACAAACUGUUGAUAAAGUUUAAUAGUUGAUUGGAAAUAAUUAACAAAGAAUUGAGAAUCUACCAAAAUUAGUGGGAGAUUGGACAUAAUUUGAUCACAGAAAAGAAAUCUAAGUUAUGAUGACAAUGUUUGAUUUACCUUAAUCAUAUGCUGCCUAUUUCUUAACUACUUAUGGAGAUAGAGCAUAUGAUGUUUUAAAGCUUAUCUAUGAAAAACCAGAAAAUAAGGAAAGUUUACAUCCACAAUUUCCACAUACUGUUGGUGAAAUCUUGUAUUAGAUUAGAUAUGAAUAAGCUAGAAAACCAGAAGAUAUUUUGUUUAGGAGAACAAGAUUAGGGUUUUUAGAUUAAAAUGCCAUUUUUACAGUUUAUGAAAAAGUAUUCUAAAUUAUGGCUAAAGAAUUGAAAUGGUCAGAUAAAUUUUAGAAAUAAUUUUUAAAAGAGAAUUUUGAAUAUAUAAGAAAAUUGGAGUUUUGA
Paramecium sonneborni is the source of this 1776-nucleotide messenger RNA. The record is from the annotation of a GenBank genome assembly. Lineage: Eukaryota; Ciliophora; Oligohymenophorea; Peniculida; Parameciidae.